Caenorhabditis remanei is the source of this 945-nucleotide messenger RNA. RefSeq lists its product as uncharacterized. The record is from RefSeq and is a predicted model, not a curated record. The transcript is spliced from 7 exons. NCBI's taxonomy places the organism in Eukaryota, Metazoa, Nematoda, Chromadorea, Rhabditida, Rhabditidae. Bases 1 to 945 code for a protein of 314 amino acids.
AUGAUUUGGUAUUUUCUUCUUUCUCUACACUUUGUCGUUGAAAUUGUUGGUGUACUGUCACAUUUGAUUUUUCUACAGUUGGUGGUGUUUCGAGGGAUUAUGGAUGUGUAUUGCAGAAUAAGUCUCGGUAUGAUAUCCAUCUCUAUGAUUGUUAUGCUUGUCUCUUAUCUCGUGGAAACCCUUGUCUGCUUAUCAAUCGGCACAAUCUAUGAAGAUGCUCAGUGUGCAGAGCUUCCCCUGAAAACCAUCUUGCUGUGUAUUCAUAGAUAUGCAGAGGCAUUUUCCCUAGCCGCUCAGAUGUUUUUCACAAUUGAGCGUGUCUUGUCUAUCCAGUUCGAGCAUAUCCAUAGAUCCAUAUUUUUCAAGAUUUUUUUCAUUGCGGGAUUUCUGUUCUCCAAUUUCACAGGUCUGGCUUAUGUGUAUACAAGUGCUAUAAAAGGGGAGUACGGUACGUUCUGGCUCAUCGCCUUCCAGCUAUUCGUCAUUGCCAAUUUUCCGUUUGUUCUUUACGCCAAAAAGAUUAGCACCGUGAAAUAUAAAGCUGACGUGAGAACAUACUCGUUGAAGAGAAAACAUAAUCUUUACAACUCAUACGAAAUCGCACGAAGUUUUUUGUAUGCCGCUGCGAUCUACAUGAUCUCCCAGUUGGCGUGUUUCGGAUUGCUAUGGGCAUUCCAGUUUGGACUUUUGUUUGAUGGGAACCGCGCGUACUUUCCCAGGCUCUUUUUUGUUAUUUCCUUGAUCUGGCACGCAAAUCUCACUACCUUCCCAUGGAUUGUGAUGCUGAUUCACCGGAGUCAGAGGGAGCGAAUUUAUAAAGUUUGGAUGCAGAUGUUUCCUGAAACCAAAUCUCCAGCGAAAAUUCUCGGAAUGAAUGGAAAAGAGCUUGUGGCCACACCAACUCAGAAUGAUUAUUUCGACCAACUUCAGCAGUCGUGGAAGUGA